AUGUUCUAUACGUACGGAUGCCUGCCCGUGAUAACUGGGUCUGAUCCCCCUCUUUCCUGGCCCAUUAAGGACACUGCCAGCCUGCUCGCGGAGGAUAGCAGCAGCACCCACAGCGAAGAUGGAGCCACUGAUCCAGGCGAGGACAGCCCCAGCGAGGCCAGUCACGGUGCCGAAUCUAAGUCCAGCGAGGGCGCGACACCGGAGGCAUCGGAUCCUGCACCAGCUCCCACAGUGGUGACCCUUGAAUGGAACGGCUUCGACUGCUACCGCCCCUACCUCAUCAUUGCAGCCAUCACUGACAACUCUCAGCAUAAGAUCACGUGGCUGGACGAUAAGAAGCACCGGUCCUUCGACAUCCUCGCCCUCUACGUCGGCAACGACCCAGAGUGGUCCUGUCCCGAGUGCGUGGCAGUCUAUCGCCGCCAUGGCUUCUCCUGGCAGCUGCUGCGCCAGGUUUCCCAGACCUCUGUGUGGCCGCGGGUCACCGACCGCUACACCCACAUCAUGGUCGCGGACGACGACCUCAUCAUGUCCACGCGAGCCAUCAACGUCGCGUUCGAUGUCGCCAGCCAGUAUCGGCUGGCCCUCAGCCAGCCCUCUGUCUGCCGGCACCCAGACAGCUACACCUUCUGGACCCAGGUGUACCAGGACCCAGAGAAGGUGCUGCGGUACACGGCAUUUGUGGAACUCAUGGCACCCAUCUUUGACAUGCCGACGGUCACCUCUGUCCUGCUCCCCAACCUGGAUGAAAACACCGCCACAGGCUACGCGCUGGACUUUGUGUGGCCCCUCCUCCUCGACUACCCGAGGGACAGGAUCGGGGUGGUGGAUGCAGCCUGCAUGAUCCACCCUGCUCACCAGAGCGAGAAGACCGCCAUCUACUCCCUCACCCACCCCCACGGAUGGUCGGAGUGGGACGAGGAUGAUGCGGUAAAACGCAAGUAUGGACUGCACGACGAGCCCUGGUUCAAGAAGGGUCUGGAGGAGAUGCCAGGCUACAUCACGUUUGGCGGCGUCAAUGCCAGCCAGGGCUGGAAUGAUGUUGGCCCGCGCGACCAUUGCUCUGGGCUGUACUCGGGGGCCAACCUGGAGAUCCACACAUUGCCAGGCAUGGACUUCCUCGCCUGGGCCCUCGUCCUGCAGGUCAUCACCGUGAUUAUCUUCUGUCUGGUCAAGCUAAGGCGUCGUGCAAAGUGGACAGGGCUGAGCGCCAGCCUUCUGGGGCCCGGCCCCGGCACCUGUCUUGCACCCAUGCAUGAUGCACCGACCAGCAUGGGCAAGACUGUUUUCCCUACCACACUGGCAUAG
Molecule: messenger RNA, 1308 nt
Organism: Auxenochlorella protothecoides
Lineage: Eukaryota; Viridiplantae; Chlorophyta; Trebouxiophyceae; Chlorellales; Chlorellaceae
Exons: 7
Coding region: 1-1308 (435 amino acids)
Source: RefSeq, a predicted model, not a curated record